Molecule: messenger RNA, 3547 nt
Organism: Lemur catta (Ring-tailed lemur)
Lineage: Eukaryota; Metazoa; Chordata; Mammalia; Primates; Lemuridae
Product: zinc finger protein 333-like
Biological process (GO): regulation of transcription by RNA polymerase II
Cellular component (GO): nucleus
Molecular function (GO): RNA polymerase II transcription regulatory region sequence-specific DNA binding; DNA-binding transcription factor activity, RNA polymerase II-specific
Source: RefSeq, a predicted model, not a curated record
AUGGGAUACUGCCACCCAAGCAAGGAUGCGCACCCACUCCCAGGGGCCCCAGACAGCAGCAAGGCACAGAGAUCCCCACUGCACCCAGGCGAGUCCCUGGCUCCCCAGCCCAACGCCUUAGACAAGCCACCUCCCUUCCACCCCAGGGCAGCCACUGGUCAGCACCGUGCAGAUCAGCCUCUGCUCAACCCCAGGGAGAACCCCACCCUAGUGGUCCACCAGAGCCUCCCUGGGGACACUGCAGGGGAUGAAGACCUCUCUAGCUCCGAGAGCCGGAACCCCAGCUACUUCCGUUCCCGGCGGCCCCGAGACCGGAAGCGGAAGUGCGCGCGGAGGCGGGGGGCGGCGGGUUUGCGGGCUGCGCGGCGCGCUGCGGAGGGAGUGUCUACGGCCGGUCUGCAGUCCGGGGGCCGGCGUGAGGCCCGCAUAGCAAGGGCCUCGCAUCUGGGCGCCUACCGCCCGGUCCCUCGCUCUCGGGUACCCCCGGUCUGGGAAGACAGAGUGGGCCCCUCCAGGGCCAUCCCAGCCAUCCUGGAAUCAGUCACCUUUGAGGAUGUGCCCGUGGGGCUCCUCCAGGAGUGGGCGUUGCUGGACGGUGCGUGGAGGAACCUGUGCAGAUACGUGAUACUGGACAACUGCAGGACCCUGGCCUCCAGGGAUAAGUCUCCCAGCUGGGGCCAAGAGCAGAGCCAAGGGCAGCAGAACGAGGGAUUCUCCAGGUCAUGGGUGCAGGGGCCGGGGCUGUUCCCGAGUAUGCAGAUCGGGCCCUCCAUGGGAGAGAGGGGGACACCAUGGCCUCAAGAAGACCGGCCAGCUCUCCAGGCAUCUCCUUGGUCCCCGGGAUGGACAGGACUGAAGGUGGCUGUGUAGAUUCAGAGGAUGGUGACGCUGGUGCCCAUGCUGGGCCACCCUGACCCGUGGGUGGCCGGGGCAUCUGCUCUGCCUGCGGUGGGCCCCGCCUGGCUCCAGGAGGACAGCGCACAGGAAGAAGCCGUGGCUCCUGGGUUGCUGACCACCUGUUCACAGGAACCAGUCACCUUUGCAGAUGUGGCUGUGGUGUUCACCCCAGAAGAAUGGUUGUUCCUGGACUCUGCUCAGAGGAGCCUGUACAGAGACGUGAUGCUGGAGAACUACAGGAACCUGGCCUCCGUGGGAGAUCAACUUUGCAAAUCCUGUACAUUGUCCCAUUUGGAGCAAAAAGAAGAACGGUGGACCAAAGAGGGAGGAGAUGUCUCAGACAGCUGUCCAGAACCUCAGCUUCAACCCAGAGAGUCAAUUCCUGGUGAAGAUAUUUUUGUGGAGAUUCUGUCCGUUGGCAUGAAAAGGAUAAGGUUCACCAGGGGGGAGCAACCUCAGCCUGGAGAAAAACUUAAAUAUAAUGAACUUGAGAAAUGUUUUAAUAGCAUCAAACCACUUUUCCAGUGCCAGAGAAUUCAUGUGGGAGAGGCCCCCUACGAAUGUCAAGAGAGUGUAAAUUCCUUCUUCCAGAGCACUCACCUAAUCAUGCCUGAGAAAAUCCAGGGAGAUAAAACCUAUGCAUGUAACCAAUGUGAAAAAUCCUUCAGAUACAGCUCUGACCUCAUCAGGCAUGAGAAGAUUCGUAGCGCAGAGAACUGCUUUGAAUGUCAAGAAUGUGAAGCCUUCAAGUAUUCCUCGAACGUGCAGCAACACUUGAGAACCCAUACUGGAGAGAAGCCCUUCGAAUAUAGCCAGUGUGGGAAAACCUUCACGAGGAACUUUAACCUGAUUUUGCACCAGAGAAACCACACAGGAGAGAGGCCCUAUGAGUGUAAGGAUUGCGGGAAGGCGUUAAAUCAGCCGUCACCCCUCAGGAGCCAUGUGAGAACUCACACGGGAGAGAAGCCCUUCAAGUGCAGCCAGUGUGGGAAAGCCUUCAGAGAACACUCGUCAAUGAAAGCCCACCCGCAGACCCCCACCAGAGAGAAACCGUACGAAUGCAACCAGUGCGGCAAGCCCUUCUGGACAAGCAGUCACCUGAAUGUGCACAAGAGGAUAUACAUGCGGGAGAAACUGUACGAGUGCGGGACUUGUGGUCAGGUCUUGAGUCAUCUCUGGACCCUGAAGAGUCACAUGAGAACUCACACCAGAGAGAAGCCCUACGCAUGCCAGGAAUGCGGGCAAGCCUUCAGUGAGCCCUCCUCCCUCAAAAAACAUGCGAGGACUCACAGUGACCAGAAGCCGGAAUGUGGGCGGGCGUUUGGUCAGUCUUCACACCUCAUUGUGCACGUGAGAACACACACUGCGGGGAGACCCUAUCAGUGUAAUCAGUGUGAUAAAGCCUUCAGACACAGCUCCUCACUCACUGUGCACAAAAGGACCCACAUGGGGAGAGAGAACAUUAGGAAUGGUGGCCUGCCUAUACCAGUGUCUCAUUCCUAUGGUGGGCCCCUUGCUAAUUAACUUCCAGUUUGUAGAAAUAUAAACAUUUGGGGCUAUCACUGUUCCUCAUAAUGCUCCUUUAGCAGCAUCCUAUGUUUUGAUGUAUAAUGUUUUCAUUUUGGUUUAAUCCUAAGUAUUGUCUUAACUUUCAUUAUCACUUUUUCUUUGACCCAUGUGUUACUUGGAAUUAGAUUUUUCAAUGCCAGUACAUGGAUGUAUUUUCAGAAAGGUAUAAUGAUAUAGUGAAAUGCACACAUUUUAAGCGUACGGUUGGAUGAAUUGGACAUAUGCAUGCAUGUAUGUAACCAAUACCCCAUUCCAGACACAGAAUGUUUCUGUCAUUCUGGAAGGUUCCUGCAUGUUAUGUGGCUGUUUCUUAGUUGCCUUUCUGUUUUUGGUUUCUAAUUUAAUUACAUGGUGAGCAGAGUAUGUAGCCCUUAUGUUAUUGAAUCUUAGGUAUUUGUUGAGGUUUACUGUUAGGUCUGGUGUGGCUUAUCCUGCUGGUUGCCAACCAAAAUUGCCCCCUCUCCCUUAGAACAGAACCUGGGUUUUUUGUUCAGGUCGGUAAUGUGGACUAUUCAAACACCUCCAUCUCCUACCGCUUCUUGCAGCAAGGGCAGGAGGCCAUGUGCCCCAGUCCUGGCAAGCCUAAAUAUGGGAAAUCACUGGGUAUGCCUCCAUGGAAAGAUGCUGCACAGAAAUGGGUUCAUUUACCCAGAUCUCCUCUUACCUUUUGGACAAGCAGACACUAUGUGCAAACCCAGAGAAACCAUCCUGUGGCCAGGAGAGUAAAAGCCACAGGUAAGGAGAGUGUGGCCAGAAAUCACAACCAUCCUGGUUCUCUAACCCAAAAAAUAGUUAUAAUAUAUUUGUAGAGUUGGCAUCUUUGUGUAACUGCACCAGCCCUGGACUAUUUAUUUCUGGAUGUCCCGUUACAUGAAAAAAAUGCAUUUCUUACUGGUAUUAGACAUUUUUUUUGAGUAGGGGGUGGGUUUAUUUCAACCAAAUGCAAUCCCUGAUGCAUUUAGCAUAUGCCAAUUUUUAAUAAAUGCUUUGUGGGUGGUUGAAAUCAGUGUGUGGUAUUCUAUGUACAUCCACUAGGUCGAGCAUAUCGUGUUUGUGUUUAUACACAUUUAUAACUAUUGGU